AACGAAACCAUACUGAGGAUUAUGAUGAGUAUUUAAACCAGAGUAGUUUCUGGAUAAUCACUAGUUGAAUCCUAGCUUCCAGGCAACCAUCAUCAUCAUGAAGCUUACGGUUGUGAUUGCCGCAACCCUGAUCGCCAUUGCUUCUGGACACAGUAGAAGUUAUGGAAGUUCAGGGUCCUCUGGAAACUCUGGUUGGGGUGGAGGCAGUGUCUCCUCUGGAUAUAGCAGUGGUGGAGGCCACAGCAGUGGAGGAAGCUUUGGAGGAAGCUCUGGAGGGUAUAGCAGUGGAGGAAGCUCAAGUAGAUGGCCCUCAAGCUCCAGUGGACACAGCAGUGGAGGAAGUUUUGGAGGAAGCUCUGGAGGACACAGCAGCGGAGGAAGCUUUGGAGGAAGCUCCGGUGGACAUAGCAGCGGAGGAAGCUUUGGAGGAAGCUCCGGUGGACACAGCAGCGGAGGAAGCUUUGGAGGAGGCUCUGGAGGUUACAACAGUGGAGGAAGCCUUGGAGGUGGACACAGUAGUGGAGGUAGCUUUGGGGGAAGCUCCGGUGGACAUAGCAGUGGAGGAAGCUUUGGAGGAAGUUCCGGAGGGUACAGCAGUGGAGGAAGCUCAGGUGGAUGGCCCUCAAGCUCUGGAGGGCAUAGCAGUGGAGGUAGCUUUGGAGGAAGCUCUGGUGGACACAGCAGCGGAGGAAGCUUUGGAGGAAGCUCCGGAGGUUAUAGCAGUGGAGGAAGCCUUGGAGGUGGACACAGUAGCGGAGGUAGCAUUGGAGGAAGCUUUGGAGGAAGCUCCGGAGGGUACAGCAGUGGAGGAAGCUCAGGUGGAUGGCCCUCAAGCUCCGGAGGACAUAGCAGUGGAGGUAGCUUUGGAGGAAGCUCUGGAGGACACAGCAGCGGAGGAAGCUAUGGAGGAAGAGGUGGAUCUGUCUGGAUAUAAAGAGGAUUGGAUGUUUAGAGAAGAAUUUGAUUCAACUGUUUAAUUCUAAGAUUAAUACUUUAAUCCCUCACAUUUUCAAUAAAGCUUUAGUCUAAUCCA
Molecule: messenger RNA, 1033 nt
Organism: Eurytemora carolleeae
Lineage: Eukaryota; Metazoa; Arthropoda; Copepoda; Calanoida; Temoridae
Product: fibrous sheath CABYR-binding protein
Exons: 2
Coding region: 162-977 (271 amino acids)
Source: RefSeq, a predicted model, not a curated record